This is a messenger RNA of Baudoinia panamericana UAMH 10762, 573 nucleotides long. RefSeq lists its product as uncharacterized. The transcript is spliced from 3 exons. Bases 1 to 573 code for a protein of 190 amino acids. Lineage: Eukaryota; Fungi; Ascomycota; Dothideomycetes; Mycosphaerellales; Teratosphaeriaceae. The record is from RefSeq and is a predicted model, not a curated record.
AUGGCUGACCCCUCUUUGUACACGUUUCCUUCGCCGCUUGAAGGAUACCGAGGUCUGGAGCCACUAUCGAUCGAGAAGUGCACGGAAGGCCCGAAUGCAAAAGCUUUCAUCAACCCGGCCCCUACAACGCCAUCACAAGCCUACAACGCCUUCACGGAUCCAAUCUCUAACGGCACGCGAGGCGGCUUCGACAUCCAUAUCUACUACGUGCAGACCAACGAGGACGAAGUUCACUUUGCGACCGAGCUGCACGAGCGUAUCAGGCGAGAGUUUCCCGAGUUGCGCAUCUACCGCGUAUGGGACCGACCAGUUGGCCCGCACCCGGUGGCUAUGUUUGAAGUGAACGUUCACACGCCGCAGCAGUUUGGUGCCUUCAUUCCUUGGCUCGUAAUCAACCGAGGGCCACUGAGUGCACUUGUGCAUCCGAACACUGGUGACGAUGUGAGAGAUCACACCCAGUUGGCGACAUGGAUGGGCCAACCUAUUCCGCUGCAGGUAGGCUUUUUACGGCAGUUUGUGAAACGCAAAGCGGAGAGAGAGCGGGCGGCACAAUCAAAUGGUGCCGCGGUUUGA